This is a messenger RNA of Laccaria bicolor S238N-H82, 162 nucleotides long. RefSeq lists its product as uncharacterized. The record is from RefSeq and is a predicted model, not a curated record. The transcript is spliced from 2 exons. Bases 1 to 162 code for a protein of 53 amino acids. NCBI's taxonomy places the organism in Eukaryota, Fungi, Basidiomycota, Agaricomycetes, Agaricales, Hydnangiaceae.
AUGUUGAUCAACAACGAUGUGAUCGUCAACUAUGUCCUCGACCACCAUCAUCUCCACCACGAACUUUUUCUGCUACUCAAGACGCGUCGUUUAUGUAAGGGCCAAGCGAGAAAAACUGGCUCGCUUUUCUUUUUUACGCCGUUAAUCAUGCAAGUGAAGUGA